AUGUCUGUGCUGUCUGUGUCGCGUGUGUACACGGACGCGUUGGCCACCAAGCCCCAGGCGUUCUGGGACUACGAGAGUACCAACGUUAAAUGGAACUCCCAGGAGAAGUAUGAGGUGGUGAAACGCCUUGGAAGAGGCAAGUACUCCGAGGUGUUUCUCGGUGUUGACAUCACCUCGGGCGAUAAGCUUGUGAUCAAGGUGUUGAAACCUGUGAAGAGAAAGAAGAUCAAGCGAGAGAUCCUGAUCCUCAAGAACUUGGUGGGCGGGCCCAACAUCAUCAACUUCUUGGAUAUGGUGAGGGAGCCCCAGCUGAAGACCCCUGCGCUUGUGUUUGAGUAUGUGGACAACACCGACUUCCGUACUUUGUACCCAACAUUCACUGAUUACGACAAUCGCUACUAUAUGUUUGAGCUUUUGCGUGCGUUGGACUACUGCCACUCCAUGGGCAUAAUACAUAGGGAUGUGAAGCCCCAGAACGUCAUGAUCGACCAUGGCGCCAAGGAAUUGCGUCUUAUUGAUUGGGGUUUGGCUGAAUACUACCAUCCAGGUACCGAGUAUAAUGUUAGAGUGGCUUCCAGGUACUUCAAGGGCCCCGAGUUGCUCGUCGACUUCAGGUUGUACGACUAUUCCCUCGACAUGUGGUCCUACGGAUGCAUGCUUGCAUCUAUGGUGUUCAAGAAGGACCCAUUUUUCCACGGUAAGUCCAACACCGACCAGUUGGUCCAGAUUGUUCGUGUCCUCGGCUCAGACGACCUCCACAGUUACCUCCAGAAGUACAACUUGACGCUCAGCGAAGAGUAUGAAGAUUUGGGCUACUACAACCGUCGUCCAUGGAAGCGUUUCAUCAACGAGAACAACCAGCACUUGGUAAGCGAGGAGUUCCUAGAUUUCAUCGAUAAGCUCUUGCGUUACGACCACCAGGAGCGUCUCACGGCAAAGGAGGCCAUGGACCACCCAUGGUUCGAUCCUGUUCGUCACUAA
This is a messenger RNA of Candidozyma haemuli, 981 nucleotides long. RefSeq names its product casein kinase 2 catalytic subunit (gene CKA1). Gene Ontology annotation, biological process: DNA damage response; regulation of transcription by RNA polymerase III; protein phosphorylation. Gene Ontology annotation, cellular component: protein kinase CK2 complex; nucleus; cytosol. Lineage: Eukaryota; Fungi; Ascomycota; Pichiomycetes; Serinales; Metschnikowiaceae. Bases 1 to 981 code for a protein of 326 amino acids. The record is from RefSeq and is a predicted model, not a curated record. The transcript has a single exon. Gene Ontology annotation, molecular function: ATP binding; protein serine/threonine kinase activity.